Messenger RNA from Aspergillus viridinutans, 204 nucleotides. RefSeq lists its product as uncharacterized. The coding region runs from base 1 to 204 and encodes 67 amino acids. The transcript has 2 exons. Lineage: Eukaryota; Fungi; Ascomycota; Eurotiomycetes; Eurotiales; Aspergillaceae. The record is from RefSeq and is a predicted model, not a curated record.
AUGUUCUCCUGCGCCAACUAUCCUCGCGGGUGCCGUGGCCGCGCCAAUAUCGAUGGAGGAAAAUGCCCUGAUUGUGUGUCACUUAAACUCCGGCGGCCCUCAGGAUCUUCAUCACCCUUUGCACAACCCAGAGACUACCGACGAGCCCUACCAUCAGAGCUCCUGAACGACUCGCCUUACCGAGCCAUCGUCCAGGACCUGUGA